Molecule: messenger RNA, 865 nt
Organism: Pectinophora gossypiella (pink bollworm)
Lineage: Eukaryota; Metazoa; Arthropoda; Insecta; Lepidoptera; Gelechiidae
Product: lysozyme-like
Exons: 5
Coding region: 89-664 (191 amino acids)
Source: RefSeq, a predicted model, not a curated record
ACUAUUAUAUUCUCACUAUCUUAGUAGAUACAAUGCUUGAAGCUACCGCGUUGACACAGUUUAAAUAUUAAAUAAAUAUUUAUUUACGAUGAAGACAGAUGUUUUGUUGUUGUACAUGUGUGUGUUUGUGUGUGGUUUGUGUGAGUGUAAGACGUUUACGAGAUGUAGCCUAGCUACUGAGCUGGUAAAGACGAAAUUGAUUGAGAAAACAUUUUUGGGAAAUUGGGUGUGCCUGAUAGAGAAGGAAAGCAACCGGGAUACUAAAGCCUUCAUGGAGACCGCGAGUGGGAAGAAGUAUUAUGGCCUUUACCAGAUUCCAAACCGGUGGUGCAGAGAAGGCAAGAAGGGUGGGGAUUGUAACAUCAAAUGUGAAUUACUACUAGAUGACGACAUCAGGGAUGACACCGAGUGCGCAGUGAACAUCUUCCACAAGGAAGGAUUCAAGUACUGGCCCAAAUGGACUACUCGAUGCAAGAAUGACAACUUUAUCACUACUGAAAUUUAUAAAUGUCCAGACCUGUCGACCCGUUCUGAAGAUUUGUUGAGGUCUGAGAGCCUCAGAAGACGGAGAAAGCAGGCCAGGGUAGGCAUGAAACUAGUUACUUCGCCCAAGACUUACUUUGUGGACCACGUGCUUCGAGGGCAAGCUAUAGCUGCAUCGUAAAUACCAUAUCGAAAGAAUAUAAUUCUUGUUACCACUUAUUAUGGCUGCCUCAUAAAAAAAUCGAAAAUGAAAAAUGCAUAAUCAUCGUUAACGAAGGAGGUAUGUUUAGAAUAAUCGUCGGUGAUUUACAUUUUUAUAUCGAUUUGUUAUUUUUGUAUUGAUUUUUGAAUUUGUUUUGGAAUAAACCUAUACUUGUUGAUU